Gossypium raimondii (Peruvian cotton) is the source of this 381-nucleotide messenger RNA. RefSeq lists its product as uncharacterized. The record is from RefSeq and is a predicted model, not a curated record. The transcript has 2 exons. Lineage: Eukaryota; Viridiplantae; Streptophyta; Magnoliopsida; Malvales; Malvaceae. The coding region runs from base 1 to 381 and encodes 126 amino acids.
AUGGAAGGAUUUUCACUGAUCGCAACCCCAUUGACUAAGUUGUUACGUAAAGGUGUACCGUUUGACUCGAUUAAUGCAGAGCAAGAGAGCUUUGAGAUGCUUAAGACUGUACUGACUGAGGCUCCUGUUUUGGUACAGCCUAAACUUGGAAAGGAGUUCACGGUUUAUAGUGAUGCAUCAUAUGUCGAUUUGGAAUGUGUGUUGAUGCAGAAGGACUUCAUUACUGCUUUCCAUCCUUAUACAUAUGGUCAGUCGGAGUGGGUGAUUCAGAUACUGGCGGACAUGUUGAGGAGCUGUGCUAUUGAUUUCCGAGGUAGUUGGGAGGAGUACUUGCCGUUAGCGGAGUUUGCUUACGAUAAUAGCUUCCAGUCUAGGAUCUAG